UUGUCAGUGAGUCAGAAAGACACAUGGAUCACAAUUCAGAACUGAAGGCAAGUAGGGGGAAAGUAGUACCUACUACCGAACCCAUUAGCAGAACUGGAGUUUUCCAAUUAUAAAAGAGUGCAUACACGGCAAAGUUACGUUCAAUUUCAAUUCAACUCCCAGCCCCAAGGUGUGUUUGUUUUGCAGAUCCAACACGCCUCAACCACACUCUCUCUAUUUAUAUCCAACUGUCCCAUCCUCACUCGCAACCCUUUUCCCCUUUUAUCAAUUCAAACCACGCCUUCCCCUGUUCACAACCUAGCUUGCCCACACCACCAUCACAACACAAACCAUUCCUCUCUUGCAUUUAAACAAAAAUAAAUAUAGAUUCUGGGGGCAUUUCUUGGAUUCUGGUUCUCGUUGGUCACAUCCAUCAAACACCCCUUUGAUUCUUUCUUGGCGUGCGUCAGGUUCAAUUCAUUUUUAUGGCAACCCUGACAGAGUAAUAAGACAGUUACCGUGUUGUACGUGUCCUUCAAACGUCACCCACUUCAACACAUAAACCAACGUUUCUCUCUUCCCAGUUCCCAGCAGAUUUAUUAUUUAUUCAUCAUACUAAACCCACCGCACCCACAAUACUACCAUUGCAAUUGUUUGUUACAUUCUCUGGGUCAGUUUGGUAAUACUAAUUUAUAUGGGGAAUUGCCAAGCUGCGGAAGCGGCUACGGUUGUGAUUCAGCAUCCUGGGAACAAGAUCGAGAGGGUUUAUUGGUCGCUAAGCGCACACGAGGUUAUGAACUCGAAUCCUGGUCACUAUGUUGCGCUUGUCGUGUCCUCGCCCACGCUUAUGGCCGAGAAUGGCACGCCGAUGAAGCAGCUUAAGCUUCUCCGACCAGACGAUACUUUGCAUAUUGGCCAGGUUUAUCGCUUGAUCAGCUUCGAAGAUGUGUUGAAGGAGUUUGCUUCCAAGAAAUGUGGUAAACUUGGGAAAUUGCUCAAGGAGACGGGUAGUCAUGGGAUUCAGAUGAAGCACAAGGACUCUAGAGCUCUAAAUCCUAGCCGGAAUUCCAAAUCUGAAUUCGGUUCCAUUAAGGUCGAACAGGAGAUUCAACGAAUGGGGAACAAUGGCAGGAGCAACAACAACAAUAAAAAAGGUGUUGGAAGGCCCUUCGUUGGUAGUGGUGGUCAAUGGAGGCCAGCCUUGCAGAGCAUUGCAGAAAUUGGAACUUGAACGCACUAUUAUUAUUAUUAUAGCCCCCACUCCCAUGAAUAAACCAUGCAGAGCAACAACCCACCCUUCCUUUCAUUUCACUCUUUCCAAUGCAAUAUUCACAUUACCGUCUCCUUAACUUAUUAGUGCUCUAUACGUAGGGUUUGCGUUUGUUAAACGUAUCUCUCUCUGUGAAAGGACAUGUACACUUCUUGAUCAUCAUGACCGUACAAUUAGACAUAUUAGCCAACCUCUUGUAGAAUAUCAUGGUGGUUUGUUUAAUUUGUUAAAACAUAAUUAAACUGUUUUCUAAGCUGCCUAGAUUGAUAUGGUAUUAUAUGUUAGUGUA
Molecule: messenger RNA, 1538 nt
Organism: Glycine soja
Lineage: Eukaryota; Viridiplantae; Streptophyta; Magnoliopsida; Fabales; Fabaceae
Exons: 3
Coding region: 674-1210 (178 amino acids)
Source: RefSeq, a predicted model, not a curated record